Molecule: messenger RNA, 831 nt
Organism: Anastrepha obliqua
Lineage: Eukaryota; Metazoa; Arthropoda; Insecta; Diptera; Tephritidae
Exons: 2
Coding region: 21-722 (233 amino acids)
Source: RefSeq, a predicted model, not a curated record
UCAACUUUGAAGUAGCAAAUAUGUUGAAGAUUUUCACCAUCGUUGCCUUUUGCCUUUUGGCCACGCAUUGUGAGGCUCAUUGGGUUCCCCAAGUGUUUACAGAAUGUAAUAGCACCUUUGUGGAUUAUCAACUAUGCCAGGAUUUUCGAGAUAUACGCAAUCUAAUUGAUGCCAACACUCUGGUGUACUAUAUCUCAUAUGGUUACUUCAAGGACGAAAGCUUCCGCAAGGCUAUGGACUUUAUUGGCACCGAUCAAUUCCAAUCGGCUUCGCAGCAAAUUGCCGAUAGCAGAGCUUACCAGAAUAUACUUAAACGCUUUGCCGAUGCGGGUAUCAAUACCGAAAGUAUUGCCAGCAUUGAAAAUAUUUUCAAUUGUGUAAUGGUCUCGAUGCCAAAGUAUGGCGAUGAGGAUGAAAUUACUAAACUUGAAAUGGGGUCAGUGGUGGUGUCUCGAUCCAUGGUGGACGUAGCUACAAAUUUGAUGAACGCGAUUCCACGCGCCGAAUUCCGUCGCUUGAUUAGAGAGAAAUUGAGUUAUAAUACUGAGUUUGCCAGAUUCUACCGAAUCGUGCGCAGCAGUAGUUUCAAACGUGAAAUCAGGAAAUUAUUCAGUUCAUAUCAAGCGAAGUACCCGUUGAAUUUGUUGAGACGCAAGAAUAUUGAUCUGUGUAAAUUGGCUCAAAUGGCUAAUCAAAUCUUCGAGUGGGGCCCAAGUUAUUGAGCUGAUCAAGCUGCUAGUGCUGAUGGUCCUGCGUUGAUUCCUCAUAUGAAUGACAAUGCGGCAAAUCUGGAUAUUUGAAUAUAUAACUUUUGUGCGAAAUUAAAUAAUU